CUAGAUAUCAAUGUCAAAAUAGCGCGGGAGUAACGAGGAUUUAUUUUUAUUUAUUAUCUUAUCUUAUCGUUAUUAUUUCAGUUCCUUUUACUCCACAUUACUUGAUUGAAAUAUUAUGUUAGCAAUAUGCGGAAAACAUUAAGCCUUAAGAAGGCAGGGCCUUCUAAGAAACAAAAGUCUAUUACAGACUUUCUUAAAGGUGCUACUAAUGGUGGUAGCCAGAAGCUACCUACUGCGAAUAAAAUAGAUGUCGAAUUAGAAAAAACUAGUGAUAACAAAACUGUCAAAAGAAAGGCAUCGUCGCAAAUUGUUGAUGAAAGCGAUCUUGAAGAAUUUGACAAAAAACUAAACUCGCAGCAUGGAAGUUUAAGAAAUACUCCGAAAAAGUGUAAGACUGAAAAUAAAAUUAGUUCACCAUACUUUAAAACUAGUCCUAAGAAGAGAUCACCGAAUAAGGAAAACAUUUUUACUAAGACAAAAUCUCCUAAGAAGAAUCUCCUGAUAGAUUUUGAUGGAGUUGGUAAGAGUACUAAAGAGGCUGACAAAUCGUCACCUAAAUUGGAACAGACUUGUCCCACCCCACCAAAUGCUAAGAAUAAUAUAGAAAAUCAUGUAUUACCUGGUAAAAUCAAUAAUGGUAUUAAAGACAAAUCAUGUAUAUUUCAAAAUGGAGAUAAAUCAGACAAUAAAAUAAAGGUUGUCACCCCAAGUAAACUGUCACCACAUAAUAGUAAUGGUCAUGUACUCAGCCCUAAAUUGAGAAGGAGUAAAACACCUAAGAAAAGUCCCUUGCAAGGAGUUCUUUUGCUCUCCAGUCAAUAUACUAACAACUCCAGAGAAGCUACUCAAGGAGGUUUUAUCUCCUUCUAAAAGUGGUUCCACUGUCAAAGUGCUAGAUUUUGGGUCUGACAACUUCUGUGAUGAUUUUGGAGAUGAAUGGGACCUUAAUGACAUGGAGGAGGAUGGCAUAGAAAACCUAGAUUUAAGUACAAUGCAGCGCUGUGAGAUAUUGAGUGCUAAGAAGAUCACAAAUAGAAUAGAACUAAGGCUGAAGAAUAAUAAUGACAUGAGAGCUACGUGUUUUGUGGAAGGAUUUUGGAUAGACACUCCCUUGGUCCCAGGCGACAUAGUCAGUGUAUUAGCCUCGCGGGAUUCCUCAGGGCACUACAUUGUGACCAACACAUCAGGUCUCCUAGUGCUACGUCCAGACCACUUAAUAUCCAGCACCAGUGUUGUGGCUGGAGUCUUCUGCAAACGUAAAGCUGUGCUACAGGAACGGUGGAGAGGAAUCGAUUCCGCUAAUAUGGCUAUGACAACAGGAAUAUUGAUACACGAACUGGUACAGAAAGCUCUGACUCAAAAGAUAGUGUCGACGGAACGCCUUCGUUCAGUGACGGAUGAUAUAAUAAAGGAGUCAGUAGACAGGCUAUUUGAUGCCGGACUGAGUGAGGAGGAGGCGAGGAAUACUGUGUACAAGUAUAUACCACCGCUAGCCGAAUUUAUGAAUACUUAUGUAGCUGAUAAACCACCUACUGUUGCGAAUGUGAAAACAGAUAAAAAUAAUUGGUCGGGACAUAUUGAUAAAAUAUUGGACAUUGAGGAGAACCUUUGCUGUCCCAAACUCGGGCUGAAGGGGAAAAUCGAUGCCACCCUACAAGUCACCAUACACGAAAGGAAUAGUCGGAAGAAGGCGGUGGUUCCUCUCGAACUGAAGAGUGGCAAGGCUUCAAUGUCUGCGGAGCAUCGUGGCCAGUUAGUGCUGUAUGGUAUGAUGCUAAACUUACAGGCCAACGAGGACCCCACCCAGGCCGCCCAGAGAGGCCUACUGCUCUACCUAAAAGAUCGCGUGGACAUACGUGAAGUUAGCUGCGGUUACCCAGAACGUCGAGAUCUGAUCAUGUUACGCAACCAACUCGUACAGUACGUCACAACGUCUCCUCAAGACAUCGACCCAGAAAAUCUAGUAGACAUUGAAGAAGCGGCUAUCAUGCUGCAACAGAAGCUUCCGGAGCCGGUAGACCAUCACAACGCCUGCACCAAGUGUCCCUACCUGACUCUCUGCUCAUUGCAUCUCUGGCAUACAGACGGUCCCACCGUGUCGGAGUCUCAUCCCCUCUCCAACUUGCGUACUGAAGCAUUGGGCCAUCUCUCCCCUAAACACAUUGAGUACUUCCUGCAUUGGACGGCGCUGCUCAAGAUGGAAGAGAGAGGACAAAUGAUGGCGUCACCGCUACACGCACUAUGGACUGAUAGUGUUGAAAAAAGAGAAAAGCGUGGUACAUGUGCUGCGAACUUGAAACUAGUCACUGUCACACACCUAGAAGACAGAUAUCUGCAUGUGUUUCAGAGAAAUGUUGGCAACAUUGGUAAGGUGAUGUGAAGGUGGCAAAAGGACCUCAAGAAGGAGAGUUUUCAAUAGUCAGCAUAGAGAACCGACCGUGGAUUGCAGCCGGAGUAGUGACCGUCGCUAAUGCCAAAGAAAUACACAUAUUUUUGGAAAGAGACCUAAGUGGUCGUUUGAACAAACAGACUGUGUACCACAUAGACACGUACGAGUCUUACGCGACUACAGUACAGAAUCUCACUAAUCUGGGUGUUUUGCUCGAAGACAGCGAUCGAGCUGACAGACUACGAAGGUUAAUAAUUGACAAAGAGCUUCCACAGUUCGAAGUGAAGUUGCCUCGUGACGUGGGUCGGCUGGGGGCGCGUCUCAUGAAGUCACUAAACAUUCAACAACAGCGCGCCGUGCUCAAGUCUAUAGCUGCCAAGGACUAUGCGCUGAUAAAAGGCUUGCCUGGCACUGGUAAGACGCAGACAAUAAGCGUUCUGAUCCAAAUGUUGGUAGCGUUGAAGCAACGCGUCCUCGUCACUGCGCACACGCACUCCGCUGUAGACACAGUACUUAGCAGGUUACCUGAAUCGUUGCGAGUGAUGCGGUUGGGGUCGUCGACCCGAAUAGCUCCCGUUUUACAGGCGCGCAGUGAACAGUCCCUCACCUCUGCCUGCGACACUCCGGAAAAACUAGCUGCACUAUAUGAUUCUAUGGAAGUAGUCGGAGUGACUUGUUUGGGCGCUGCACACGCCAUGUUAGCACGAACUACUUUUGAUCUCUGCAUUGUUGAUGAAGCUACGCAGGUGUUACAAUGCACUGUGUUGCGGCCAUUGUUCGCAGCAAAGAGGUUUGUUCUAGUGGGAGAUCCGGAGCAGUUACCGCCUGUCGUCAGGAGCAGAGCCGCGAGGCGCCUAGGUAUGGAAGAGAGCUUAUUCCAUAGACUGAUGUGUGAAGAGGCGACAUCAACGCUACAACUCCAGUACAGAAUGAAUCAAGCUUUAGCGGACGUCGCCAACUUAGUUGCUUAUAACAACCGCCUUCAGUGCGCUGACAAUAACGUCGCACAAGCCCGACUUAAUAUCGAUGUACAGAAAAUACCUCAAUUGUCAGCUUCACCGUGGUUGACGAUAGCCUGUAGUCCCGAGCCACAGAACGCAGCGUUGUUUUUAGAUGUGAUGUCCCACAAUAUUGAAAAUGCGCCAGAUGGUCCUAACAAGAACUCCUGUGCAAACCCAAUAGAAGCUUGCGUGGUUAUAGCGCUGUUGGAAGCAUUGAAACAGGGUAAUGUCAAGUCCUCAGAUAUAGGUGUGAUAGCUCCAUACCGCGACCAAGUAGCACUCCUGCGCCGCUCUCUCCAACAUCUCGCCGUAGAGGUCAGCACUGUCGACCAGUUCCAGGGACGAGACAAAUCUGUCAUCAUAUACUCGUGUACGAAACGAUCAGACAAACAUGAUGACAAGAAGGUUAAGGAAGGUGAAGUCCUCAACGAUCAGCGCCGUCUAGCCGUUAGUGUGACCAGAGCAAAGCACAAACUAUUAAUAGUUGGCAACUCCGUAGCUUUGCGUCGGUAUGCGCCGCUACAGAAACUCAUACAAACUUGCAACUCGGUCCAAUUAGAUACUAAUAUUGUAAACAAAUUAUGUAAUAAAUAUAAAAUGUACGUGUCUUGACAGUAAAACUGUAAUAAAAUUGUAAUGUAAUCGUGUCUUAAUUUUUUGUAAUACAUAAAUAAGUCUGAAUUUUAAUAAAUAUCAUGUUUAUAGGUUUUCAUUAUUAAUAAAUGAUUUUUUAC
This is a messenger RNA of Spodoptera exigua (beet armyworm), 4124 nucleotides long. The record is from the annotation of a GenBank genome assembly. Lineage: Eukaryota; Metazoa; Arthropoda; Insecta; Lepidoptera; Noctuidae.